Molecule: messenger RNA, 5616 nt
Organism: Cryptomeria japonica (Japanese cedar)
Lineage: Eukaryota; Viridiplantae; Streptophyta; Pinopsida; Cupressales; Cupressaceae
Exons: 2
Coding region: 567-4016 (1149 amino acids)
Cellular component (GO): cytoplasm
Source: RefSeq, a predicted model, not a curated record
AUUGAGUGGCGGGAGAAUUGUUGUGGCAGCCGACUCACCGAGUGCUAUUCUGUCGUUCAUUUCGUUUAGCAGAGAGAGGGCACUCAUAAUGAUCUAACUGCAUUCUCUUCCUCGUUCCAGCUCAGGAACAGAAAUGCCUUCUUCAGAAUAUUUGAAGCGAGCACGAAUGUUUUCCUCCAAGGCAAAAACAAACCCAAAGUACAAAUGAGAAAGGGCAAAUGAUUUCAUUGGGAGUGCAGCGAGGGCCAAAUUGCUAGGGUCUGUCAUGGGUGAACCGACAUUACACAUACAAGGACUCUGCGCUCGGAGAUUUAAGAUACCUAUAUUGGCUGAAAUGCUUGUGCAAUUCGACUUUUUAAUGAAAACAAAAAUACAUUUUUUACCAUACUCAUAUUAUUGCAUGGUUGAAUGCAUGGCACUCUUAUGGAGUCUACAGUUUUCAGCUGGCUUGCUGUAACUUAUAUCAGUCUAGAUUUGGUGUUAAAGCAGGAGGAGUUGUAUAGAAGUAAAACAUCAAGUCUUGGUGACAUGAUCUGAGUGACAACGGUUCCUUCCAUUUCAGGCAGAUGAGAGGAAAGGAGGGACAUGAGUUGGGGAAAAUGGGAGAGGGAGAGGUAGAAGGAAAGAUGAUGGUGCGGGGUGCGUAUGAAGCAGAAGAUGGAUUGGAGAGGGUCAUGCUGGAAGCAUGGAGGGAGAGGGAAAGGAAGGGGCAGAAGCAUUUUAGUUGUACCCUCCCUCAGUCCCCUCAUGAAUACCAACGGCUAAUCCAAGCCCUUCUCUAUGCCAUCUUGACCCAACAGCAGCACCAAGCCCAAAUUGACCUUACCUACCUGAAAGCUAUAGUUACAGAUGGCUAUGCCGCAUUGGUCCACCUCCUUAUUAAGCUGGUGAAUGAAUGCUAUCCCAAGCUGCUGGAGCAUGCAAAGCGUCAACUCAUCUGGAUUUUUACACAGCUGGUGGAAUUACAGGCCACGGAUGUGCAACUCCUCUGUCUUUCUCUGCUCAGAAGAAUUGGCGGAGGGGACUUUACUCCGCCUAACCUCUGGUUAGCGCUCGAGAUGGUUCGCAUACUGCAGAGCAACUGGGUUUGGGUUACGGGCAACCAGGGAGUGCUUGCAGGCGCGCUUUUCACUUACUUAUGUUUACUGCGAGAUCACUUGAAGUUAAAAGGGGCAUCUUUUAGUGUUUUGAAGAAAACUGAAACUGAGUUGUGUGUUAGGAUUUUGAGGGAGAGGUUUGAGGAUUGUCUUUGUAUUGGGAGGGAACUUGUGAGGCUUUUGAAGGACGUGGCCUGUGUUGUCGAGUUUAACUUGAUUUUGAAGAACUUGUUGGCCAAUCCAGGGGUUGUUUCCCAAUUGUAUUCGAGCAGGACACCUGUUAGGUAUGUGGUGUCCAGGGUGACGCCAGAAAUGGAAAUCCAAAUUCGGUUUAUGUUGACCCAUGUUAAGUGGGGUAACCAGAUAAGGUACCAGGCAUGGUUUGCUAAUCGGUUUCUUGUUGCCCCUGAAAGUGAAACCCUAAUUUGUGAUCUCAUUAGGUUUAUUUGCUGUGCACAUCAUCCCCCAAACGAGAUACUUCAGUCCGAUGUUAUUUCCAGGUGGGCGGUUAUUGGGUGGCUUUUGAAAUGUUGUAGGAGUAAUUAUGUCAAGGCUAAUGCUAAGUUGUCAUUGUUUUAUGACUGGCUUUUUUUCAGAAAUCAGACAGAUAAUAUCAUGAAUAUUGAGCCUGCCAUUCUUGUAAUGGUCCAUUCAAUUCCCAAGUAUAAAGAUAUUACACAAUCACUUUUGGAGUUUUUGUUUCUUCUGAUGGAGAAUUUUGAUCCUGAUAGGAGGGAGCUUAUUAAUCGAGGCGUGUCUGCUUCGUUUGAGAUAUUGAUCAGAAAGGGUGUUGUCCAGUCAUUGGAUCCGUUAUUGUCAUGUAACCUUAUUGCCCCUUCCCUUAGAGAGAAACUUGCCUCCUAUUCCGUGGCAGUCAAUACCAAGAUUGACCACAGUAUUGCAGUAAUCACCGAGACAAAGAUGACAGAGGCGGCCACCAAGACCAAGAUUGAUUGUAGCGUUGCAGAGAUUCUUGGAAAGAAGACCACAGAGGUGGCCAUGGUAAGUAGUAGAGAGCAGUCUGUGUUCGGGUUGCAAUUGGUAGGUCAAAGUUCAGCGUCUACUAAGUGCCCCAGAGGGAAUCAGUCUCAUGUUCCAGAACGUAGGAAAAUAGAUUCAAGCCACAAGAAUUUGGAUAUGGCUAGCACUGAGAAAAUAAAGAGAUCGCGUGAUGAUGAUGUAGGUGAUACUGUACAACAGAAGAGAAUGUGUUUAGAUGAUGUAGAAAGUACUGUGCAACAGCAUAUAAAAUGUAGUGAUGAUGUAGUAACUGCGGUGCAGCAGAAGAAAAUGCCUGUUGACGAAUCAAAAAACAUUUCUGUAAAUAAUCUUCUUGAAACUGCGAAGAGGUCAGAUGAGUCUGCCAUUGACAUGCUUGAUAAAAUAUUAAUGUUGUUUUUGGGCAUUCCUGAGCAAGAUGUUGAUGGUCCGGUAGGAGGAUAUAACCUUUCCAAUCUUUCUGCAGACUCUUCUCCAGAAAUCACUGGAGAUUUAGCUCUGCGGAUAGAAAAUACAUUAAAGGUUGGUGGGCAUGAGAUGUUUUUACCACUUACUCAUACAGCAGAUGGAUUGGAAAGGGAUGAAAUAUUGUCUGCAACUUCUGUUGUUCUUCGCAUCUAUACCUUGUAUCAACACCCAAAAUUGCAAGAAAUGCUUUUAUUUUGGCAUAAAACUGGUUUAGCUGUUGGUCCACGAUUACUAAGUUAUGCAUCUACUCUUGCUAAUGAACUAGAGCAGAUAUCAGGUAUGAAACCUAUUAUGGACAAGUGUUCUUUAAACCAAAAUUUGCAUGGAUUGGAUGACUUAUUGACAAAUGCUAUACAAGAGGAGCAUGGAUUAACUGACAUAAACAAGGGUUCAGUAAAUAGUAGAUCACAGAGAUCACAGUCUCUAUUGAAGUGGCAAGCUCAAAAGUACUCCCUUUAUGCAUGUGCGAAGAAAGCUACUUUCAGUUGCGUACAACUUACAGAGAAUAUUGGGAUGGAACAAUUUUCCAUUAUGGUGGAGGAAGCUUUUAGAGCAUAUAAACAGUUUCUUGUUAUGACUAAUAUUUCUACGCCCAUGCCUCCAGUGUUUGAUUCGAACCAGAACAGGAUGCUACUGGUAGAAAAAUUAGAUGGAUGCUUAGGAAAUCAUGAAGUUCUCAUCAAUCAAAAUGCAAGUAAUGCAUUGUUAAAAGAUUUACGAAUAUUGUGUUUAUGGAGUGUCAGAAGGUUACAACAGGUUUUUAGAAGCAUUUUCUGUUACCUAUCAGAUUUAUCCACUGGAAAAGAAGGUGUAAUUCGGUUGCUUGUGUGCUUUAUGGUUCCUGCAGAACUCUUGAGAUUUGAAAUUAAACUAAGCCUGAAGGAAUUUUCUAUUUUUGGACAGGAUCCUCAAAAUCUUUGUGCUUUAAUAAAAAGUUCAGUUGACUGGGAUUUUACCGAACAGCAGUGUUUUUGGCAUUUACUGAUAUCUGAAUUACAAGUCUGCCAGGUUCCAUUUAUGAUGACACUCUUGAGAUUUUGUGCUGACACUUUGAAUCCUUUGGUGCAUGCUGGCACAAUUUCUGGUCUUCUCACAUUCUUAAGGUCCCAGACUCCAUCGGCUGAGCUUUUAAAUGCCAUCGUAUGCCUACCUAAAAGAUUUGCAAAUUUUGCAGCUUCUGUAAUAGCAAGUUGGUUGGUGUCGAAAAGGUCAGCAGUCAUCCCAUGCCUAACAGACUGGACAAAUGCUUGCAUGGACGACAUUCAGACUACAAAUGUGGGGAACGGAUCUUGUACUGAGAAAUUGAAUUUGGCUACAAUUAGAGCCUUAAUACAUUUUCUUGACAGUCAUGAUGGGGAUGAGAACAUGUGUUCCAAAAGUUCAACAAUUUUAUGUUUUCCAGAAAUCAAGGCCAGCCUAUUAAAACUGGUCAGCAAUAUUGGCUUCAGAUAAAUGGUUGCUACAAACAACAGAACUUGAUCUGUGAAAUUAUUUUGGAAACACCCAGCUUGCUGAUUAAACUGUAUUUAUUCAACUUUGGUGCAACACUCGUGUUAUAAAAGCAUCUUCAGGUCUUCAAGGUAUUUGUAGCUUACUACAACAGCGUUCUCUAAGAAACACUAUCUCAUUCAGUCCAGGAGACAAAGACACAUGCAGACAGUUCCAUUGGGAAAUUUUGAAAUAAACAUGUGCUUGGGCUCCUUUUGAGUUUUGACCCUCUGCUUCAGGACCAUUAAUCAUUUACCUGGAACAAAAUAUUUCAGGUUGGUGUAAGCAAUUAUUAAUGUGCCAUCACAUUUUUUUUUCUUAAAAUGUGAAUACAGAGUUUUUGUGAAAUUUUUGAUGUUGUUUUAAACUUGCUGCCGACUCGCUGAGGGAACUGGGAAGUAAUUCUACCGUGUUUUCAUUGUUCUGACUAAACAUCUUAUUUUUCCUUUCUACAGUAUUCUUGAGAUUCCAGUUCAUCAUGUGCAUUGCUAAUUUAAAAGAAAAAAUGAUGCAAACACUAUGAAAUGUUCCCUUAUUAACCUGACUGGUUUACUCAUUACUGCCGGAGUGAAUUCAGUUAUCUUGUACUUAGUUAGGGUGUUAGCAGACCAAUAUUCACUGAUGAAUCCAUUUACAAGCUUAAGCAGGUUUGAGGCAAAUUGAUGUCAAUAUAUAUAUGCUAUUUCAAACACUUGAAAGUCUGAUUACUUUCUUCAGGUGGGUGUCAAACUCUUUGUGUAUCAGUGUGUGGAAUACAUUCAGAUAGACUCUACACAACUAAUGAUAUAGCGAACUCACAAUUUGACCUGCUGCGCCUCCCAGGGGGUGUUAAUGACACAAAAUGAUGGAAUUUUCCGUUGACAGACUUCAGUAUGCUGCCUAGAUCUGGGUGUGGUCUGCAGAGGUUCCUCCAAUACUCAGAUUUGGAAUUAGUGAACCCAGGUCAGCCUUUAAACAAAUCAAAAUUCCUUCCUCGACCUCUCAAAAUACUGUGUGGCGACUUUCCCACUGCUGAUGAGAUCUGGAUGGUUGAUUGAUAGUCCCUCCUUUGUGUCCUUACUAGAUCUUGCCCUGGAAAUAAGCGGUUGGGGGUGAUCGGUCCUGUAGUGAACUUACCCUCAAUCUUUCCCAGCGACUAGGUUAUCAUAUGGCCUCCUUGUGCAAGAUUUAUGCAACCCCGGUGAAUGAAAAGUCAGUGAUCUGUUUAAUUCUACUGCCUAUGUUGUAUCCUGUCCUGGUGCCCUCAAGAUGGGUGCGACCUAAGAGUGUGGGGAAUAGAAGGUUCCUGUGUCUGCUCUGAACCUUAUGAUUAGCAAUGUUUAAUACCUGAAAAACUAUGUUCCACCAAGUUUCUGGGAUGGAGGGAUGCAUUUCGGAGAUGGAAUUUUUUGAGGCCAUCUUUGGGGACGCCAAAGCAGACCGCUAUAUAAAAAAUACGGAAAAUUCUAAAACUACAGGGAAUUUUCAAAUAUUUAUAUGAUAACAUUGAUAACAAUGAGACAGCAUUCAUCAUAGAAUCCUUAAUGUACAACAAGAGAGCUCACAUGAGAGUCCAACAAAUUAA